Messenger RNA from Lentinula edodes (shiitake mushroom), 978 nucleotides. RefSeq lists its product as uncharacterized. NCBI's taxonomy places the organism in Eukaryota, Fungi, Basidiomycota, Agaricomycetes, Agaricales, Omphalotaceae. Bases 1 to 978 code for a protein of 325 amino acids. The transcript has a single exon. The record is from RefSeq and is a predicted model, not a curated record.
AUGCAACGAAAAGAUAUUCCUCCUCUAACUAUCGCCAGCCGUGGUCAGCAGUUUUCACUAUUUGGAGGUUUUGCGUCUCAGUCCAGGGAGAUUGUGUUAAUCUCGGAUACUCAGGAUAUAACACAGGGAAUGGAGAGUUCCAGUUCAGUGACACCUAGCGACUCGUCGACUCCGGACUUGUCCUUGAACUUUAGACCCCACUCAACGGACUCUGUCCUUUCUCUCCCUCCAUCUCCUCGUUCAGAAAAUGCUUUCAGACCCACCUUCACUUCACACAAAACAUCACCACCGGGCUACUUAACGAUAACUAACACUCCUUUGUCUCCUGUCACUCCUUCCAGUCCUUCCUUUUCAAUGCCUAUGACACCCCCACCAUCGCCUCUGAAAUCUUCUUCUCGCCCCUCAUCCAGGGAAAGUACGAAAUCUCUUCCAGUCCCCACACAUACGGUCACGCCUCCCAAUUUUCCCCGUGUCCUCCAUCGAAACUCGUCUCCCACUGUUCAUACCGCUGUCUGGCCGACCACGAGUACAUUCGAAGAAGCACCUCAGUUCAGUAGACAUAAUUUGGGAUCUGACGUUGUGAUGCCCAUAUCCGCAAAAGGACGUCAGGGAAAGUCAAUAUUCAGUGCAAAGCCAACCCCAGUCGUUCACCGUCCUGCCAUUCCAACCUCUUCAUCGUCGACGAACCUUCUCGCACCUCCUCCAUUUCGUCGACACGUGCACAGUCGUCGAAGAUCCAACUCAACUAGCGCGGCUUUGGAUCAGAAAGCUCAGGUCGAUGAGCCAGCCAUACACUCGGCUUCGGAGUUGACCCAACAAUCGGGGAGCAUCCCAUCCAAUACACCUCAUGCCAGCCUCGGCUCUCUGAGGGCACACACAAAGAGUGUCUUGAGCAAAAGCAAACGUUUCGUUCAUUCGCGCGCACAGGCCAUUUCUCAUGUUGACUCGAUAUUGGGAUCAACCGCACCCAGACCUUAG